Aphanomyces invadans is the source of this 1200-nucleotide messenger RNA. RefSeq lists its product as hypothetical. Gene Ontology annotation, biological process: spliceosomal snRNP assembly. Gene Ontology annotation, cellular component: SMN complex. The transcript is spliced from 2 exons. Lineage: Eukaryota; Oomycota; Saprolegniomycetes; Saprolegniales; Verrucalvaceae. Gene Ontology annotation, molecular function: protein binding; RNA binding. Bases 32 to 1036 code for a protein of 334 amino acids. The record is from RefSeq and is a predicted model, not a curated record.
UUUGAAUCACUGAAGCCGUGGAAGCGAAGGCAUGUCGACAUCGGCGGACGCAGCAGCAAGCUUACGCCGACAGAUUCCGAUCGUGUGCCCCGGCCACUCGCGCCCCUUGGCAGAAGUGCAGUACUGCCCCAGUCCUAGUGUCAACCCCAAUGCGUCUCCAUCGGAACCUGCCGACCACUAUCUGCUCAUUUCAGCAUGCCAUGACAAGUUGCCGAUGCUGCGAUGCGGACGAUCGGGAAACUGGAUAGGGACGUUUGAAGGUCACAAGGGGGCGACCUGGUCUGCGAAACUGAGUGCCGAUGGAUUGCUUGCUGCCACUGCGAGUGCUGACUUCAGCGUAAAAAUAUGGAACGCCGUGACAGGCGACGUCGUGCGGACUUUCGACCACAAGCACGUGGUGAAGAGCGUUGAAUUCCUUCGCAACGCCGCAUGGAUCGCUACAGGUGGCCAUGAGAAGCUCCUGCGUGUGUUCGACCUUGCCUCGGACGCGACAACUCCUCUAUUCCAAAUGCAAACCGACGACGUGAUCCGCAAGAUCGUGGAAGUUCCUUCGACGUGUUCCGUCACUGUAGUCACGGGCGACACAGCAGGAAAUGUGGUCGUGUGGGACGUCGAGUCCCAAACGCGCGUCGCGACGUUGCACGUGAGCAGUUCUGGCGUGAUGGACAUGGAAGCCUCUCGCGGCGGGUCCAUCCUCACGGUGGCGGCCGGGUCAAAGGUCCACUUCUUUGACACGGCAUCGUGGACCGAGAAAUCGCACGUGGACAUGCCCAUCACGUUCACCGAGGAAGGAGGAGCGUCACUGCACCCGACACUCGACCGUUUUAUCGCAGGUGGAUCCGACACGUGGGUCCGAGUGUUUGCAUUGGACGGAACGCUCUUAGAUUGCCACAAGGGCCAUCAUGGCCCUGUGCGAUGCUUGCGCUAUGCGCCCAACGGCGACAGCUUUGCGACCGGAUCGGAAGACGGCACGAUCCGCAUCUGGCAGACCGAAGCUGCGGGCGACGCGACGAUGAGUAAUCCCACAACGGAGUAAUAAACACCACUCCAAAACAAUCGACGUAAAAUGAGGUUGCAUUCACUGCAUGGCGACGAGUGUCGUCGCUCGUGAUUUCUUCCACAUGGAGGUGUCGUCGAUCGUGCCACGCGAUGGGCCGACGAGGGUGGAUCGUGCUAGAUCUGGCCGCCAUACCACUUCAU